GGAUGAUCUAAAACUAUAAGGGAGAGUGUUGGAGAGAUGCAGAAAAUUGCCAGAAAAACAAAGCUAACAUAAGCUCUGAAAACACUAUGAAACAUCAUAUCCAAUCAGCAUUCAAUAGAAGUUUUACCAGAAACAUCUAGAAAGUAGAAAGUUACCUACAGUGUUUCUAAUGAUUACCUAUACUACUACUACUACUACUACCACUACUACUACUACUACUACUACUACUACUACUACUACUACUACUACUACUACUACUACUACUACUACUACUACUACUACUACUACUACUACUACUACUACUACUACUACUUUGUUUGAUAUAUUGAACAUGAGGAGGGAUUACAUCAUUUUAUAUAUUUAUAUGGUUCUAUUUAUGUUAUUCAAUGAGAUUAAUGCUAGCGGAAGAACACCAAAGUUUGUAAACGUAGAUGAAGACGGUAAUCCAAGAGGUGAAACAACAGAUAUUAAUAAGAUAUUUGAUGAAAAAAAAACAUUAGGUUCAGUAUUCGUUACAUUGUUUUACCAAUUAUGGUUUUUAUUAAAACAAGGAUUGGGUUUACCAUGA
This is a messenger RNA of Schistosoma intercalatum, 568 nucleotides long. NCBI's taxonomy places the organism in Eukaryota, Metazoa, Platyhelminthes, Trematoda, Strigeidida, Schistosomatidae. The record is from the annotation of a GenBank genome assembly.